AUGUUUAACAAGAAAGCUGGCCCUGCGGAGGAGACCAACGAGGGAGCCUUCAGCGUGUGGCGCCAUGUGUACGACCGGUCCAACACGGGCCAGCCCAGCUUCCCGUCGAGGUUGAGGCGUCCCUCGGCGUCGUCGCCGCUCGAGGUCAGCGAAGACGGCACCGUGCUCACCCACACCGGCCGCAACCCCGGCAAGGAAGUCAUAUCCUUUCCGCCCUCCCCGGGCUACUACUUCGAGGUGACCAUCGACGCGCUGGCCAAAGAGGGCGUUCUGGCCAUCGGUUUGGCCGAAGACGACUUCCCCGCCGAGGGCCAGUUCCCCGGAUGGAAGAAGAACUCCUACGGGUUCCACUCCGAUGACGGCAAUAUCUACGUCCAGAACGGCAAGGGAACCAAGUACAGCACGCCCUACGCCGCGGGAGACGUGAUUGGGUGCUACGUGAGCACCCGCUCGGCGCUCUCCUUCACCAGGAACGGUGCCGAGCUGGGCUCGACUCCGCUCCCGGUGGGCAACUACUACCCCACGAUCGGAGUCGAUGCGAGCGCCCAGCUGCAGAUCAACUUCGGCCAGCACCCGUACAAGUUUGCCCAAACGCCCUACGCCACCCUGGUCGCCGCGGAAACGCUGCGGGCGAAACUCGAGGCCAAGCGCUACGUCACCCACAUCACCUUGGACAAGGACACGAUGUACUUCCGCGGGUGGGUGCUCGACGCGCACGACCAGUCGCCCGUAGGUCAGCAGUUGGCCAACUCGCUGAAGGCCAAGCUGCAGAUCUUCUCUCCCGCCGACGCUGAAGUCUAUUCGACGGCGCUGCCGGGUCCGGUCUCUGGCGCGGUUGCGGGCUCGUGGACCAUUCCCGAUGGUACUGCUGGUGGCAACUACCGAGCUAAAGUCAGCUACCCGCAGCACAACUUGCCUUCGGCGGAGCGCGUCUUCAACAUCCGCCAGUUCAGCACUCCCCGCAUGAAGAUGCAGCUCGAGUUCGUGAAGAAGGGCUACGGCCCCGGUGACGAGGCCGAAGCCUUGCUCGAAGUCUCUCGUGCCGAGGGCGGAGUACCGGCCAAGGCGGCCGUCACGGCGGAGGUGACUCUGGAUGGCAGCACCGUCUACCAGGGGUCGGGCCAAAUCGACGACAACGGCAAGUACACUGUCAAGUUCACGCUGCCUCGCACGAUCGAGCGCGGUGAGGGCACCCUGACCUGCACGAUCAACGACGGCGGUGUCGUCGAGUCCACGGGUCAAACUGUGCCGGUGCUGCUGCGGGACAUCGACAUGACCUUCUUCCCCGAGAGCGGUGACCUCGUCGCCCUGCCCAACCAGAGGAUCUACGUUGAAGCCUUUACUCCCGCGGGCGGCCCUGCGGACUUCAGCGGCGAGAUCAUCGACGAGUCGGGGCUCAAGGUGGGCUUCAUCACUACGGCCCACGAGGGUCGAGGCCGCGGCACCUUCAACGAGGGCUUCAUCCCCAAGGCUGGCCACCAGUACUCGGUCCGCGUGACCGCCCCCAGCGGCAUCACCAAGCUCAAGGAGCUGCCCGCGGUCAAGGCCGACGGCGCUUUCGUCUCCUCCGACAGUGACGUGUACACCUACGACACGCCCUUGGCUCUCAAGGUGGGCGCUACGACGAGCGGUCGCUACCGAGUGUCGGUCUGCAAGAAAAAUCUGGAGGUCACAUCGGCGUUCGUGGCCAUUGGUGAGAGCGGCGGCGUCGAGACCCUGUCCCUCAGCCUCCCCACCUCCACCACCUGCGACGGUGUGCUGCGCGUCACGGUCUUCGGUGAGAAUGGCAUCCCGCUGGCCGAGCGUUUGGUGCUCCGCAGGCCCAAGGCCUCGCUGGGCAUCAAGGUGAUCGCCAACAAGCAACGCUACUCGCCCGGCGAGAAGGUCAAGCUCCGCGUAUUCACCUACGACGAAAACGGCGUUCCUGUGCGCGCGCAUGUUGGCGUGGCGGUGACGGACGAUACGGUGCUCGAGAUGGUGCAGCGGAGGGAGCAGGCCCCGCGCCUGCCCGCCAUGGCCGUCUUCGAGAGCGACGUGGCCCAUCUCGAGGAUGCCCACGUCUACCUCGACCCCGCCCACCCCCUCUCCGAGCUGGCGGCCGAUCUGUUGCUGGGCACCCAGGGAUGGAGGCGCUUCGCGUUCGUGUACCCUGAGGAGUAUGUGAAGCUGGCCGCCGACGCAGACGGUGAUCUCCCCACGAUGGGAACGCCGGCGAAGCUGGGCAAGGCCAAGAACAAACAGGCGGCCGAGCGGCUGCUCGCUUUCGCCCAGGCGGAGGAGGCUGUUGAGCUCAGCAGUGGCUCCGACGAGUCCGAGGACGACGACGAGGAGGAAGAAGAGCGAGCCCGGCCGCUGUUCAGGAGGAUGGUGAAUCGGGCUAGGAAUGAGGAAGUCAAGAUGAAGAAGGCGCCGCAGAAGCGAGGGAAGAUGAUGCAGAAGGAGAAGGAGCAGGUGGUGAUGAAGCAGGAAGUGGAGAUGGAGAUGGACAUGGCCAUGGCGGCGGAGAUGGAUAUUCCGAGGCCGAUCAGGGAGAAGGAGAUGAAGGCGCCGCUGAUGAAGAGAGCCGACAAGGGGGAUAUGCAGGAGAAGAAGAAAAUGAAGAAGAAGGUGAUGGCCAAGAAGAAGGAACGCAGACUGCCCCGGUUUGAUGAGGACGAGCUGCUCGUGAAAGCGCCUAGGAGCCUCCCGCAGGUGGUCCGCGUUUACGCCCACAAGAGGAAAGCGCCCUACACACCCGGCGGCGAACGCAGCGACUUCACCGAAACGCUCUAUUGGACGGCGGCCACGACGACUGAGCUCAUCGGGUCGGAGGAUCUGGAGUUUGAGCUGAACGACAGCAUCACCACCUUCAAGGUGUGGGUUGAGGGCGUCUCCGUGCGCGGUGGUCUUCUUUGCGCCACUUCCACUCUUCUCACGAGUGUCAACGCGUUCUACGUGGAGUACAAGCUGCCGAUCGAGGUGACCAGUGGCGACGAGGUGUCGAUCCCGUUCACCGUGGUCAACACCACCAACGACGACCUCAAGGUCGCCCUCUUCCAGAAGAGCACCGGACCUUUGACAUUCACCCAGGCGGACAAGGGCAAGGCAGCCGAAGCCGAGUUUGCGGCCCUUAGCCUGCCGGCGGGUCCGCUGGUGGUGCCCCAGUCCUCCCGCGCCAGGACCGACAUCACUACCGUCGUCGAUCGUGGUGUGGAAAAGGCCCAGCAGGCCAUGGUCACCCUCAAGGCCGACGCCGGUAAGUUCGAAGACACGGUCACCAGAGAGACCAGCGUGGUGCCGAACGGCUUCCCGUUCCAGUUCGCUGCGGCGGGCCUGCUCCCCAAGAACGGGUCGGUCAAGCACAGCGUGGUCUUGCCCAAGGAGAUCGACAUGUCCACCCUCAAGACCAACGUCGUGUUCUACCUCAACCCUAUGGGCAACCUCACCCAGGCCCUCGCCGCGCUGGUUCGCGAGCCCUACGGCUGCUUCGAGCAAACAUCGUCGGUGGCCUACCCGAUGACCAUGGCCCAGCAGUAUUUCCAGUGCCACCAGGGCGCCGACGCCAAGGUCGUGGAGCAGGCGCGCAAGCACCUCGCCACCUCCUACAAGCGUCUCACCGGCUUCGAGGUCAAGGAGGGAGGCAAGCUCAGCGGCGGGUUCGACUGGUUCGGCGAGCCUGCCGCCAGCGAGUCCCUCACGGCGUACGGCCUGCUGGAGUUCAGCGACAUGAGCCAGGUGCACCCCGUGGAGCCUCAGCUCAUCGAGAGAGUCAAGACCUGGCUUCUGUCGAGGCGGGACGGCAAGGGUCAGUUCAUGCGCGGCGGACGAGCCUUGGAUGACUUUGGUCGGGCUCCGGUCGAGAUCACCAACGCCUACAUCUGCUGGGCGCUGUCCGAGGCCAAGCUUCCCGCUGAGUCCUUUGCCAAGGAACUGGACCAUGUGCUCGAGGAGGCUUUGAAGUCGGAGAAGAGCAAGGACCCCUACUUCCUCGGCCUGACUGCCCUUGCCCUGUACAACGUGGGUCGCAAGAGCGACGGUGACUCGCUGUCGCAGCUGCUGGUUGCCCUGCAGAACGAGAACGGUGCGGUGCACGGCGCGCACAACCCCAACUACGGCGAGGGUCUGCUCCUCGAGGCGUCGUCGCUGGCCAUCCUGGCAUGGAUCAAGGGCGACGCUAAGUUCCGUCCCAAUGUGGAGCAGUCGAUGCAGUGGGUGGCCUCCAAGUGCAAGGACGGCCGUUUCGGCUCGACCCAGUCCACCAUCCUUGCCCUCAAGGCCAUUAUCGAGUACGACUUGCUCAAGGCCUCGCCCGAGGCCGGGGAGUUGGGCAUGGUUGUCAAUGGCGAGGUGGCGGCCAAGGUCCGCACCGACGACGCGGAGCGAGAGGACAAGAACAAGAUCACGCUGCCUUCGUUCGCGCACAGCCUCAAGGCGGGUCAGGACAACGAACUCGAGCUCUAUCUGGAGGGCGGCGCCGAGAUGCCCUACUCCAUCGCCAUCACCUAUUUCACGCCCAAGCCCGAUAACCACGACAACUGCCGUGUGCGUCUGAGCACCACGCUCAAGGACACCAAGCUGGUUGAAGGUCAGGGCAGCGAGAUCCGCGUGGCUCUCAAGAACGUCGACGAUAAGGACGGCCAGCCCAUGACUCUGGCCAUUGUCGGUUUGCCCGGUGGGCUGGAGCCGCGCCACGACCAGCUCAAGGAGUUGGUCAAGGCCAAGACCAUCGCCUACUACGAGGUCAUCGGCAGGGAGGUGUGCUGCUACUUCCGCCAGCUCCAGCCGAGCGAAGAGGUCCAAUUCCGCGUUGACGUGGUGGCGAGAAUUCCGGGCGUCUACACGGGUCCGGCCAGCCGCGCCUAUCUGUACUACACCAACGAGGAGAAGCACUGGAACGACCCCCUCGCCGUCACCAUCGCGCCAGCCCAGCAGUGA
Messenger RNA from Acanthamoeba castellanii str. Neff, 4914 nucleotides. RefSeq names its product SPRY domain containing protein. The transcript has 39 exons. Gene Ontology annotation, cellular component: extracellular region. Bases 1 to 4914 code for a protein of 1637 amino acids. The record is from RefSeq and is a predicted model, not a curated record. Gene Ontology annotation, molecular function: endopeptidase inhibitor activity; protein binding. NCBI's taxonomy places the organism in Eukaryota, Discosea, Longamoebia, Acanthamoebidae.